Molecule: messenger RNA, 7323 nt
Organism: Cyclocybe aegerita
Lineage: Eukaryota; Fungi; Basidiomycota; Agaricomycetes; Agaricales; Hemipholiotaceae
Source: the annotation of a GenBank genome assembly
AUGAAGGUCGGGUUGACAAAUAAACGGCCACUUCCUCCUUCCUCCACCUUUGUCGAGUUGCUUUUCUUUCGUCUGUCUUCUAUCUCGGAGACAGACUUGCCGCGAUUGUGGUUUCAGGGAGCGUUUGGCUGUAAUAUCAUGCUUCGUUUCCUUCAUUAUACGAAUGCGAUGUUUCAGAACCUUCUCUCACCUCUCCGCUCUCGAUUUGAACCACCAAAGUCGCCAACAUUACCGAACGAUAAUGGGAACGCCAACCUCAAUCCGCCAAAUGAGACGUUAACCUCGCCGCGUUCGCCACUAGCGGGCUGGAGCUUGACUUCACCGCGUCUGUCUGUGUUUGGCGGCAGUGGCGCUGGAAGCGCGCAGACCGGUCUAACAGGGCCUUGGACGGGCGGGUCAGGGGCGGAAGACCUCAUGAGCCCAGAGGAGUUUGCACGCGACGUGCUGGUGGAACUUAUGCGCGGUGCGCUCGAGGAAAUGCGCGUUCGAGCGGCUGGAGCAGUGGUCAAGGACCAGAUUGAAACACUGUCCGAAAUUCACCGCAUUAUGCAGCAAGACGUCGCAGCCACGCCCUCCAGCCCGACUUCUGCUGCACCACCUCCACUGGAGUUCCAGGCUGACCCGACCAGAACGAAGGCCGUGUUUCGCGAAAUGGACGGGUUUCUGUGUCUCAUGAACGUGCUCUCAACCCUCAGCGCAGAUACCGGAAACAACGCUGCUGAGGCUGCAGAGAAUCAAGCAGUGGGCGACGCGGUUAUUAUCGUCAGCAGGCACGGAGACGAAGCGGAGGCAGAAAAGGAUCCCGACCAAUUGUUUCGCGAUUGCGUCAAAUGGGUAUUUCUUGUGCUCAGUGAAGCUAUGGAGGGCUGCGUGGCGAAUGAGGUCUUCUUCAGGACGAAAGUUGGUUAUCAGUCCCUGGAACUCGCUCUCAGAAGUCUUAUCAACGGCGCCGCGUUGGAGGAUUCCGAACGACAGAAGCUACGCUUACAUAUCCUUUCCCUGCUCCUAUCUUUGUCUUUGGGCGAAUUCUCUACAACCUUCGCUUCUUACUUUGCCUCCGACGAAUUCGAGGCUGUUGAUGAGAAAGUGAAGACGAUCAAGGAGAAGCAAAGCGACACGCGAAUCAAACAUGCCGACUCUAUUCGUGUUUUGUGGAACCUCGCAGAAGGCGCUGAUGAGGACCGGCGGACACGAUACGCGCUAUACAAGCUCCUCGAGCUACUGUAUGCGCUCAGCCAUCGAAAUGGAGGCGUCCUGUCAAGUCUAGGACUGGUUGACGGGGUCUUCACGAGGUUCGGAGAAGUGAGGCUGGGUCUGAAGGAGGCAUUGGACGAUCCUGCACGAGAGCAGCUGGAGAGAGAGAAGCACGUCUUGCAUCGGUUAUUGAGAAGGCUGUUGGAGAUGGGUGCGAGCACGAGUGAGGCAAGGCGGAUAUUCCAGGCUGCAGUUGAGGAACGCGCCGGAAAGGAGAGGCUGGAUCCGGAGAUACUGGAGGUAUUGAGGUUCGGCAUGAAGAGUCGUUGGGUCGAGCAUUUUUCGCUUGAAGGGCAGGCCUCCCUCGUUCUGUCGGAUGAGCAGAGAUGGCGGACACUUCCGAAGGAUGGCAUGUCAUUUUUGAUGUGGUUUUUCCCGUCGACCAUGCCCAUGGCGGGGCAGACAUACACGCUGUUCGGCGCAAAGUCUUCCGCACCUGGCCCCUCGAAGCCAUAUCUCCGCCUAUCACUCCGUUCAGAUGGCAAGUUGGGCGUGUUCAGUAACACGGCGCCAGAUGACGAGACAGUAUUCGCUGCCUCUCGAGUACGACGCGGGCGAUGGUCUCAUCUGGCGCUUGUGUGGUACCCGAAGAAAGGAAGCAAUCCCAAUCUCAGACUGUUCCUGGACGGAGCUUUCGUCGAAGGGGCUCAUCUUGCGUAUCCUCGCGGAGAGUCUGUUUCGUUGUAUGGAUCCAGCUCAACAAGCGUGCAGUAUGCCGUCGGCGACAUCUUACAUGCCCCAGCCCGAGGCAUGAGUUGGAGUGUUGCCUCGGCAUAUCUCAUGGGCCUCCCGCUGCCCGACGACAUCCCGCGCCUCAUUCAUCACCUUGGCCCGCGAUACACAGGCUCUUUCCAAGACCCUGCUCUGGUCAGAUUCCUGACGUACGAAGCGGCCACUUCGCUGAACAUGUACCUUACUUCCGUUUCCUCGAUCGCUGGACUGCACUCGAACCCGAGUUCGGCACUAUCACCUGUCAAAAGCCCUUCAACACGUCCGGUUAGCAUGAUCGGCGCUCUCCAAGCAAGCAGUUCUCUACCUGAUAAUGCCACCAACGGCCAAGGCCCUGGCCCGACUCAUACUCUAUCUCCGAGACCGACCGGGGUCACGCCGAUCCUCAAGACUUUGAGAGAAGGAAUGCGUUCAAUUGGCCUCCGGGAGGAAAGCGUACUGUUCGGUCUAGCACCUGCAGGAUUUGAGUGGGGUUCCUCCGAUGCCAACUCCAAUGCUUUGGAUGACUCUAGCGUGGUUGACGUACGAAGCCCGAAGCUUAGGACUAGCCAGACGAGAGACUCGUGCGAGUCCAACCUUGUAGGCGAUGUGUUUGUGGUCAAAGCUGAGAGCCUCGAUGUCGCACUAUGGAAGAUUGGUGGAGCUCGUGUUGCGCUCAGGCUCGUUGAGCUAGCCGAGACACCACAUGAACUAUCGCGGACGUUGGGAAUUCUGACCGAUGGCCUGAAAAAUAGCUGGCAGAAUUCGGAGGAUAUGGAACGGAUGCGCGGUUACGAUAUCCUAGCCGCUAUCUUGAGACGCAAAGCUCAUCUCAUUAACCUUACUGCCUUCGAAACUGUAUUCGAAUUCCUUGGUUUCAACUUCAAUGCUCCAGAGCAUUCGACAAUAGUCAACCCCGUCGCUUACCGUGCCAUUGCGUUGGACUUCUCGCUUUGGGUUCGUACUGGCUUCCAGACUGCAGCCAAACCUGCCGUCUCGGCCAGUCAGGCCCCUUCGACCCCUCAAGUUCCUCCCACUCUCCAGCCAACACAAAUAGCCCGUGCACAUCUCGACCAAUUUACGACAUUGCUCGAAACGAGUCGGUAUCGUGCAUUUAAUUGGCGCGUUGGUCUCGGCGAAGGUAGCGGAGGAUCGAAGAAGGAAAAGAGCCCGGUCCCUGCAGCUGGAGGAGGCCUCGUCAGGCGGAUUCUCUUUGCUCUCCAAAUGGGCUGGUAUGGCGCAAGGUCGGUCGUUAAUGCAGAUGGCGAAGAGAAGCAGGAAGACAUGACGAACCAGCUUAUCGAGGCGCUGGCUUCGGCCCUUCGUGCACCAGGUGGUUUUGCGAAAGAAGAUAUAAAGGCUGUCGUUGCAUAUCUGGCUGCCAACCUCCAUGAAACUGAAGAUGCGGUUGAGAGUGGAAGCGCUAGUCGGACAGAAGCUAUGCUUGGGGAUCGAUUGGAGCUUGAACAUGGACAUUUGGAUGGAGCCACUACACCUCUCUCCGCCGUCUCCCAAGUGUCAGUUACAUUCUCAUUAGAAUCUUCCACAGUGCCGACCCCUCGCGAAAAGGCAGAGAAGGUUCUCGCUCUGCUGGUUUCCAUCCUAUCCUCGCCUGCCCUUGCUCCAUCGGCACUUCCCUCUCAGAUCUCGACUCAAACCUAUUACUCCAAACUUACCUCUGCUCUCCCUGUUACUCGGAUAUUACUCCUUCUACUGGGCGAACACCCAGCACCUCGUACAGCAGCCCUCAUCCUACGUCUCAUCGCUGUCAGUACCGCUCGAUCUCCAUCGUUCAGUCGCAAGUUCGAACUUGUAAGCGGCUGGAGCGUUUUAAAGGUCGUUCUUCCGGACACCAAGGUGUGGACAACUGAAGUCAACGACGCCGCAUGGGAUGUGCUGCUUGGGCGUGGAGCCAGCUCCAGCAUGAUGGGGAGUCGAGGAGCAACCCCCGUUAGUGCUACGGGCAGAAGACAGAAAGAGACGGACAAGCAAAAGAGUACAACAGUCUCUUGUCCACAUAUACUUCCGACCAUCGUUUCUGCCUUGCAGACCGGCUUGAUCGCUGUUGCUGACAGAUGUGCAAUAUCCGACGAGGAUGCAGGCGCAGCUUCGCAGUCUUGGGCAACAGAGCAAACAAUGGAACGACUCGUUGAAGAACUGUUGACUUUGCACGCGAGUAGUGCAACGUUUAGGCAAAUGUUCGAGUUGCAACAAACAACGCAACUGUUUAUCGACGCAUACAAGGCCAUGGUCGCCAAACUCACCAAAUUCCUAAACCAAGGUAGAGCCGACUCUGCCAAAUACAUCAAUGGGUGGAAUCUGCGGAUAUUGGAAAAGAUGACACAUUUUGGCCUGGCACUUGCUUUGGAUAAUGCUGUUGGCGGUUCGCAGAAGCGUGAGAUUCUGGACAACAUCCAAUCAGCCGAGUCGAUUAUAAACCCAGAUGCAGCAACUACCGCAAUUGACCCAGGUUUGGUCGUCGACAACCGGUCAGUACGUCAACGUAUCGCGUCAGCCCGGUUCAGCAUGCAAGUUGGCGAACGGACCGUCAUCAAGACCUUUACACGUAUGGCGGACUGGAGGAAGACGGUGCAUUCGGCCGAGAAAAAGAGGUUGCGGAAGACGCUGUUGGACAUCCGAGAGCAAAGACGUCAAGUUUCAAGGCUGACGGAUUGGUCGACACUGUUGACCUCCGAGAGAGGACUCUGGCGGCGCCAUCAACCUCUAUUGUGGAGGUUGGACGAAACUGAAGGACCACAUCGGAUACGGAAGAAGCUAGAGCCUCAGGACAAUGUUACGCCAAGCUCUCGUGUUGACGGACUCGACGAGAUGAUGAGGGAUGUCCGACCGCCUGAAACGAGCGAAUCUGCAUCAGUCAUCCAGAUAGAAGUGCCACCAUGGGCAGAAUCGUACGAGAUAUCCGCAACCGAGAUGGACGACCAGCAGCAGCUGGCGGAGGACAUUGUCGACGAUAAGCUGAGGCGUGUCCGGCAUGAGCUGGAACCUGGCGAUGUUAUCGAGGCGGUUGCGACGGUUGCAAGGAUAGACGGGGUUGAUUCGUCUCCUGGCUUGUUGAUUUUAGGCCGCACCCAUAUCUAUAUGCUUGAUGGCUUGGUGGAGAACUCCGAAGGCGAAGUCAUCGAUGCACAUGAUGCCCCGAAACGCCUUCUCUUCAUUCCUGGCAGCAUUGUCGAGCUUGACGGUCCUCAGAAAGCCCAACGUUGGGCUCAUAGCCAGAUUGCCUCGUCAAGUGAUAAGAAGUUCCUCUUCCGAGAUGUCGCUCUUGAACUGUAUUUCAGAGACAGCCGAUCCCUUCUAAUCGUGUUCAUCGACAAGAAGAAACGCUCUGACUUUGAGGCCCGCCUGUCAGCCAUCAUCGGUCGACCUUCAUCUGAAGUUACGCUAGCUGCACCUCAACGGACACCAAGACUAGGAAGGAUGGGUUCCAGGAUGUUCCUGGGCUUCAGAUCUGACGAGCUGUCAACCGCGACGCGCAAGUGGCAAGCUCGAGAGAUAAGCAACUUUGCGUACAUCAGUAUCUUGAACCAGAUAUCUGGCCGCACGCCUAGCGAUGCUACUCAGUAUCCCGUCUUCCCCUGGGUUCUGAGCGACUACACGUCUCAAACCCUCGACCUCAACAACCCUGAAUGCUACCGCGACCUAACGAAGCCCAUGGGCGCACUGACUCCUGCAAGACGACAAGCAGCCGAAACUCGAUUCACCAAUCUUCAAAGCGUCGGCGAAGAACCCUUCCACUACGGGACGCACUUCAGCUCCUCGAUGAUCGUGUGCCACUUUCUGAUUCGGCUCGCGCCGUUCACGAACAUGUUCAAGACGCUGCAGGGAGGGGAUUGGGAUCUGCCUGAUCGACUGUUCAGUGACCUGGCGAGAGCGUAUGACUCGGCGGCUCGUGAUGUCCGGGGAGACGUGCGCGAGCUGAUACCGGAGUUCUUCACCUGUCCUGAAUUCCUCGAGAACUCAGCCAAUCACGACUUUGGCGUCUUACAGCAGACCGGAGAGAAGAUCCACGACGUCAAGCUGCCUCCAUGGGCUCGACAGGACCCGUUGCUCUUCAUAGUGCUCAAUCGACGCGCUCUCGAAAGCCCUAUCGUCAGCGAACGCCUGCCUGCAUGGAUCGACCUCAUCUGGGGUUGCAAUCAACGAGAUCCUUCGUCGUUGAAUGCCUUCCAUCCUCUGUCAUAUGAGGGCUCCAUUGAUCUAGAUUCGAUCAAGGACGACCUCGAGCGCGAGGCGACAGUGGGGAUCAUCCAUAACUUUGGCCAAACGCCCCGCAAGCUCUUCACUAGCCCCCAUCCUGAACGCUACCACGUCGGGUUGCAUACCUUGCCUAUUGGAACCCUUCAUGGCAUCGAAGAGGACCCGCACCUGCUCCUUCAGAACAGUAGAUGCUUCAAAGACCUCGGCCCAACAACCCCCGUCCGCGAGCUCAUCCCCGACUUUAUCGGCGACAAAAUGAUCCCAUGCCCCGAGGGCGUCCUCUGCCUACCCCAGACACCACACGAGCAGAUCGAGUGGCGCGCGGGCUCGACCGAGCUCCGGGUGACGGUCGACCACAAAGUCGUGCAGGUCGUCGAGAACGCGUUUUGUACGUGUGCGGUGUUCGCGGACGCGAGCUGCCUCGUUACGGGCUCGAGCGACUAUACGGUGCGAUUGUGGAAGGUUGGUCGGGGUGGUACCGGAGGGAGUGGGGGUGGUGGGGGGCAAGGAGGGGGGCAAGGAGGAGGGAAUGGGAUGAGGGUCGCGGUGUCGCAUAUCAUGCGCGUGCAUACGGAUGAGGUGGUGUGUGUUGCGGCGUCGAGGGCGUGGUCACUUGUUGUGAGCGGCUCGAAGGACGGAAGUGCGGCGCUGUGGGACUUGAAUCGGGGUGUGUAUGUAAGAUCGAUAUGGCAUGGCGAGCAGGGUGGAGAGAACGCGGCGGUUAACUUGGUUGCUAUCAACGAGAGCACGGGCUACAUCGCCACCUGCUCGCGCCUCAAACUCUGCCUGCACACGAUCAACGCACGGCCAAUCGCGACGCUCGACCUCACCACUACACCCUCCUUCUCCGCGCUUGUGCCGACGAUAACAUCCAUGGCGUUCCACGAGCGCGAGUACUCGCACUUGGGGGUGCUCGCCACGGGAGGGACUGACGGCGCGAUCACACUGAGGACGUGGACGGCGGAUGGGACGCCCGAGGGCGAGAAAGCGCAGUGGGAGUUCCUCACGAUCCGGACGAUGAAAGUGAGGAUGCUGGGCCAUGCGCGUCCGCCGGCUGUUACGGCGCUCAAGUUCCUUGGUGAAAGCCUGUACCAUGGCGAGGAGACGGGCAAGUCGUACAUCUGGAGUCUCCCGGAUAACUGA